CAUUAGGUUAGGUACCUAGCUGUCAGCUAAGUCUUAUUAAAAAAGCUCUUUUCUUCUAUGUACGUAGCAAUUGGAAAUAUUUGUGAUGCAAGGUCGUAGGUGCUGUUGCCCUUGAAAAUCUCACUCACCUCUUCCUCUACAUCACUUUGAUCAAAUUACAAUUUAUUAUUACCAAUAGGUACUCUAAUCCAACACUAACUUCUUCCCUUGCCUCCAUAAUGAUGUAUUCUCUUACAACCUGAUUGGUGGUACGUACAUUGAACAAGAUUCAGUUCAAUUUCUUGCCGCAUUUGCGCCACUGUCACCAUUACUACCCCAUCGUCAGCAUCCUCAAUUCUAUGUUUUUGCCAACGCCAACGACGACGACAUAGCUUCGUGUGAUCUAUAGCUUUUAGAUCUCCUCAAUAUGGCGUCGACAAAUGAACCGACAGAUGAGUCCAUUAAUCUCUUUUGCGACCUCACUGGACUACUUCGAGCCGAAGCUAUCACCCGCUUGAAGGCGAAUAACAACGAUAUCCAACGAGCGUGCGAAGAAUAUUUUGAGGAUCCUGAUAGCGUAAAGUACAAAUGGGACGAGUCGCAGUUUAGCAUGGAUCGCCAUGGCGAUAAUUUUAACGAUACGGGAAUAUCUUUCAAUAUCCAAGGCCCGGACGAACUUGGACCUGGAGGAUACCAAAACAAUGCCGCUCCGACUCGACCACCUUCAAGAGCCAACAACCCGUCACCUUUCGGUGCACCCGCCAACGCCGCCGAAGAGGAUGCGAAUUUGGAACGAGCCUUAGCCGAAUCUGCCGCCGAGUCGGGAAUACAAUUACAAGAAGCCGGCAUUGUUGACAACGAAACAAACCUGAAAUAUUUCGGCCCUGCGAACCGCCCGCAAUAUGAAACCGAGCAAUGGGCUAUGGUCCCUACCAAGACAACUUUAGAAACAGUGAAGGCCGAUCCCACCCCCUCCGCUAGGAAACGAGACGCCAACAUUCCCGCAUUUCUUCGAUCGAAAGGGGAUCACAGAGUAGGCGCAAUAUUAUCGAUAUACCACAAGAUCCCGCUAUUUCGGAAUAUUCUUCUCCAGUGUGGUGUUCCAACUAAGAAUUAUGGGCACAACUCGGAAUGGUGGAGAGGCCAGGCGAUCCUCAAGCAUGAGCAUCUUGCGGCAAUGGCGAAGGGUGAAUCGAUUUGGGGUGAAGACGCACAUCCAGAGUUCGCAGAGGAGCUCCAUCGUCUGAUAGCCUUCCUUGACAAGACGGAAAGAAGUUACGGAUCCGUUGAUGGUCUCGUCGAUACCAAGGCAAUCGACCCGAGUUUUGGGGCCUGGAUACCCGAUGUCGAAGAAAAACUAUAUGAGGCAUUACAGGAGGAGUCUCUGAACAACCCUGAUUGCGACAUGAGUCCAGUGACUACAGUGGGCACAGUCAUGUUUUGCGCUCAGGCCUCAGGCGACGAGGCCCAGUCAGAGGGUGAUGCUGAUAGUAGCAGCGAUGAAGAUCGAGACACGCGUUUCGUAUUUCUUGAUUUGAUGUUGGACUACGAACAAUAUCCAUGGGUGAACACAUUCUACGACGCUUUAGACAACCUACUCUGGACACACGCAUUAUCACUCGACCACAAUUUUCCAGACGAAGCUAACUUCGCCGUUCUGGCAAAGCCGGCUGAGGUGAUAACGGUUCGAUUCGGUGGCACCGGGUUAGUUAAACCUUGCGAAAUUCCGGCCGUAUUUUACGUGGAUCGGUACAUGAAAGAUCGAAAAGAUCUUGCUUUAAAAUUCCAGACUUAUAUACGUUUCAUCAAGAAGAAGCUGCGCCUAUACGACUUGUUAGGUGCGAAUUUAAUACGAUGCCGCGGUCAACGAUGCCAUAGGGUGAACGGCCUUAGUAAUGGACCUCAUGACUUGGUCACUUGUUUGGACGGGAUCAUCAAGCAAACUGAAAGGUUAAUAGAACGUCAGACUAGAACCGCGCAAUGGCGAUAUCACUAUGAACGAAUGGAAAGGGACAUUGAACUCACCCUUGAUGAUAUUUUCGAUAUCCACACAUGGAAUGGACCUCGCUCAUUCCUACCCGAGGAAGAAGAGAGACUGGAAAAGUGGAAGGAAGUUAUCAGUGGAUGUAAAGAACAGAUCGACGAAUUGAGGACGGACUUAGCCAAUCUCACAGAAGCAAAGGAGGCGUAUUGGGAUUCUAUGCGAAUUGUCGCCAAGCGCCUAACAUGCCAGGAAGAUGAGGUUGACGAUAGCUUUAUUUUUCGAUCAACUCCUGCUUACCAUCCAGAGUACUGGAAUCCAACUAUGAAAUAUUCACUACGUGGCGUUGGCCUUACUAGUGAGUUGGCUUACGUAUGUGUCAGGCAAGAUGCUGGGUCGAUGGAUGUUGACGGGGUGUCGGAGAGUAAGGAUCAAUGGUGGAAGAUAGGAUACUCGGCGAACGAUGCAUCUCCGAUCAAAACCGAGAAAGCGAAUGUCGAAGAUGUGCUUCACGCCGCUGGGACCGAGUCUAAGAACCCCAUUCUUAUAUAUGCUACCGAAGCUGCUAUGGAAGCGGAGCCUAUCCCAUUAUCAGACGCCUUACGGAUGUUCGUGCGGGCCGACAAUCGUUCGUUCCAGCAGGAGCUUUCACAGGAACAAGAUCAAGAGCAACAACAACAACAGCAGCAGCAGCCAUACAACGUUCAUUCAGGAGUCACCGUUGAGGAUAUAUCCGCAUUUACAAAUCACACACGGAAGCACAGUGUUGCUUCGUCUGUGGCGACUCGAGGUAGUUCUCGUGAUGCUCUUAGUGAGGUAGACUUGACCUUCGAUGAGCCUGGAACAUUUCAACCAUCAGUACCUUAUCACGCCAGCAAACAACUCAGCGCUGAAUACAACAUCACAGAAGAGAUGCAAACUUUUAGCACUGAUGUAUCGACGUCCAAGUCACCCGAGAUGCAAGAAGUCGCUAGUGGUUCUACACCGUUUCUAAGCCGGCCCAGCCGUGCAUCACAGAACGAUCCUAUCGAUAUGAUGGAUGUAGACUUUGAACACCACGAGGGAUGAAGAAAUCUAGCAUAGUUUGACGUAACGUCAAAAUUACGAGUAUGUACGAAGUUGACG
Molecule: messenger RNA, 3085 nt
Organism: Hypoxylon trugodes
Lineage: Eukaryota; Fungi; Ascomycota; Sordariomycetes; Xylariales; Hypoxylaceae
Exons: 8
Coding region: 407-3028 (873 amino acids)
Biological process (GO): protein deubiquitination
Cellular component (GO): cytosol; nucleus
Source: RefSeq, a predicted model, not a curated record